This is a messenger RNA of Scylla paramamosain (green mud crab), 951 nucleotides long. Its product is annotated as glutamate receptor ionotropic, kainate glr-3-like. Gene Ontology annotation, cellular component: membrane. The record is from RefSeq and is a predicted model, not a curated record. NCBI's taxonomy places the organism in Eukaryota, Metazoa, Arthropoda, Malacostraca, Decapoda, Portunidae. The transcript is spliced from 8 exons. Gene Ontology annotation, molecular function: ligand-gated monoatomic ion channel activity. The coding region runs from base 75 to 905 and encodes 276 amino acids.
GCUAAAUGUAGUAAUACUGAAGUGAGUUGUGUGGCAAUCAGUCUCUACUGAGAAACAAGGGAGACAGGACCAAGAUGGCCCCUCAGGCUGACCGUUGCCUGAAAGUGGGCAUGGUUGAGUACCCUAUGAUGACGGAUGUCACGGGUUCACCGCCCUACGUGAACUACAGCGGCCCCACUGUGACGAUACUGAAGCUGCUGAUGAACCAUAUCGACUACUGCUACCGAUUUGUGGACUCCCUCACUGAGCUAUAUGGACAAGUGCUCGACAACGGCUCCUGGACUGGCUUGAUGGGGAUGCUACAGAGAGGCGAAGUGGACAUGACCGGGUCGCUGUUUUCUGUGACGUGGCGGCGGUGGCAGGCGGUCGACUUCACCCCAGCUCUUUACGUUGAUCACACCAACAUGGUUUAUGCUCGCCCAGAAGUAUCUUCCGACAUGGCUGGAUUUAUUAAGCCAUACACUUUACUAGUGUGGUCGGCUUUAUUCCUCACUACCCUGCUGAUGUUCUCUGCUACUCUCUUCAUCUACAGAGGAGAAGCAGCCCUUAAGACACUGACGAAGAAGGGAAUAAAGCCACAAGCGUGGGGCUGGGGGACGACGGCCAAAAAAUCAUCGGAAUGUACGUGGUCGACGCUGUUGGCCCAAAGUGUGCCACAAAUGCCGGAUGAAGGGACGACCCGGUUCACGGUUGGCCUGUGGCUGCUCGUCUCCCUCAUCAUAGGUACCGUUUACCGCAGCAAUCUGAAAGCAAUGCUGAUAAUUCCUAAAGUGGAACUGCCAUUUGAUAGCCUAGAAGAACUGAUCGACACCGGCUUCACCGUUGCCACGAUCAGUGGAACCACAAUGCAUCUUGAUAUAAUGACUACAAGACGAAGUAGAAGAACAUCACCACUCCGCCAAUAACGACCACUCGCUUUUCCACCACCAUUGCAUAAUAAAUGUUCUAAAU